Molecule: messenger RNA, 728 nt
Organism: Rhodamnia argentea
Lineage: Eukaryota; Viridiplantae; Streptophyta; Magnoliopsida; Myrtales; Myrtaceae
Exons: 4
Coding region: 1-624 (207 amino acids)
Biological process (GO): maturation of 5.8S rRNA from tricistronic rRNA transcript (SSU-rRNA, 5.8S rRNA, LSU-rRNA); maturation of LSU-rRNA from tricistronic rRNA transcript (SSU-rRNA, 5.8S rRNA, LSU-rRNA)
Cellular component (GO): nucleolus
Source: RefSeq, a predicted model, not a curated record
AUGCUGUCUGGAGACGAAAAGGGUCUCUACUGUGAUCAAUUGGUGGUGAUAUUAGAGACUCCACAGAAAUUGCUCAUCCUGGAGGAUCUCAUAGCCGUUUUAACAAUCUUCUCAGAGGAAGAAAUAUGUGAAGAUUCUUUGGCAUCAAAGCUUCUUCGUUGGUUGGCGGCAUCUGUAAUUCAUGAGAUGAUCUCUGAUAGAUCCACAUAUGCGGAUACAACAUAUUCAGAAAGAUCUGAUCUGAAAAUGCUCAAUUCGUUGUUACAAUUUGUCAAAGAAACAAGCAGAGGAAGAAGCCGAAAUGCAUCUGGAGCUGGAAAGGCAUUAGCUGCUGCGAUUUUGUACCUUCAACAGCUUCUGGGCACGGAUUGCCGAGUGCUUCCAUCUGUUGUGUCUGCACUUUGCCUUCUACUGUACGAUUUCUGCGAUGUUGCAGUUACCGAAUCAGAUCUCUUGCUCGAUGGCACUCCUGUGGCAUCACAACUGUCGAAGAUAAGCUGCCCUCUUGAAGCUAAUCUUGCUUGGAGAUGGUCGUUUCAUCAGCCAUGGAAGAACUUCUGUCGGAGAGGACAGAUUUGGAGAGGCUGGAUGAAUACCAUGCAUGUCAGACCCUGCUACUCGUGAUCUCGAACACGCUUCGGACAAGCCCUUCGAGCUCGCUCGCUUUAUCGCCUAGGGACGUCGAGAGAUGCGGUGUGUACGGAAUGGGAAUGGGAAAGGGGAGUACC